GGUGGUUUCAUAUUUUCCACGUGGCUCGCGAAUUCCCGUCGCGUUUGAUACAGCAGAGCUCGAGCAGCUCGUGAGUCCUGUUCAAUCCUUCUCCUCUCCUCCGCAUGUCCGAGCUCGUCGUCGCCGUCAGUCUCUAACAUCCGCUCCUGACGACGCCCACUUCACCGUCAAGACACACCUCCUCUCACGACCCGCACGAACCCAUACCUGGAUCUCCUUGCGCUCAACUACCUUCAUUGGCCACCACCUUUUAUUCGUGCACGCCCCAACAAUGUCCGCAUCCUUUCAGUCUACAUCCAGCAUGAAGUCCGCCAGCAUGCAAGGCACCCCGAUGCGCGAGCGAAACCCGACGUCGCGCCCCGACCAUGCCACCGGCUCACCCAAUGCCCCUCGCGUGGCCCACCAUUCAUCCAGCUCAAGCUCGGCACCCAAUGGUCCUUCUAUGACCCCAACAACUGUGCAGACCCUCUUGGCGGCUCACUCCUCCUCUGCGAAUCCUGCCAUGGCAGCACUCGACUCUGCUGUCUCAGAUCGUAAUCUCCUGACCGGCCAGAACGCUCAGCUUUGGAAACUCAUCGAGAAGCAACGCACCGGAUACAACCAAAUAUUGAAGGAGCUAGAGCGCGUGCGUGGCGAGCGGGAUCUCUAUCGAAGCCGGCUGCAGCACCUGGGGGAGAACACCGACGCGAUGCUGAGGGCGCACAGGGAGAAAGAAAGGCGCGAAGGCAGGGAGGGCAGUCUGCGGUCCGCCGCUUCUCAUACCCACAUGCGCAACAGCGAGAGCGGUAGUGGAAGUGCUGGUGGACAUUCAGACCCGAGAGCUCAGAUGCAUAGAGCCCAUUCCGGCGAUAUAGCUCCUCAGCGACAAUCGAACACAGUCAAUGGUGCCGAUCCUCAUGCUCGUCCGCUCACGCGCGAGCGCCAGAACUCGCAGAACAGUCUGAACAUGUCGACAGUCCCUUCGCAGAUGCCAGCCAAUUACCUGUCAGCAUCUCAGGCAUCAUCCUCGACCAACGUCGCGACGUCGCCUUCGGAAACACCAUCUGUCGCGUUGCCCUCUGCACAGCUGUCCAUGUCAACUGGCUCGGAUCCCCGGCGGCCUCAGCCCCUGCCACUAAACGCACGUCCCAGCCCACUUUAUGACAGCGAGCCUUCGUCUGUGGCGAGAUCGUCAGGCUACCACAGCGAUAACUUAAAGACUGCGACCACCACUGCGGGGGGUGGCUGGAACAUUCCUCCUUCUGCAUACCCUGCGUCAUCCCGUCCUGCUCAUACACCCAUGACAGCCGCUCCAGCGAACGACGACUCUUACUCUUACGAUGGCGAUGCCUCUUCGGCACAUCCUAGUAAUCCUAGCAAACCCACCUCACCACGAUCGCCGGCCGGUCCUCGAGAUGAGCGGCCACAAGUCAUCGUGCAAUCUGCGUCUAGUUCCCAACAUGACGGUACCACCGAUCCACAGCCUCCUUCCCGACAGCCCCGUGGUUCUCAUGUUUCUUUGCCAGGGGAAACGAAACGUUACUACGCUACGAUGAACGAGUCGCCCGGUCCUAGCCCCCACUCGUCUCGUGGCUCCCCUAAUAUCCGUCCUGGUUCUGCUUCUCCCGACAAAAGUCACGUCGCUAUGAACGAGAAGAGAGCUGAAUCCCCAAUCAAGCAGAACCAAGUUGCCAAGUCUGGGAAAGAGGCAGAGGAGACGAGCGAGCUGUCGGACUCGCGGUCAGGCAGCCGGGCAACGGACAACGGCGAGUUCCUAGAUCUGGAAGCGGACGACAUUGAUAGUCAUUAUGAGGAGAGCGUGGAUGGGGGUGGGCGAGUGUCUGUCGUGGACAGUCUCGCGUCAGAGUACGAUGAAAACGAAGAAGACUCGGUCUCCAACCCUGCAAGAAAGAAGCGUGCGACCGCAGACGACUUCCCUCUCCCACCAGGCACGCCGCCGGUCAAUCUUUCCGCAGACAUGCUCGUUCUACAGCCGAGUCAAGCACAAACAUCACCAAUAGCGCGCUCCCUACCAGAGACGAUGUCGGAACUUCCUGAUGGAAGUCGCACGCACCUUCGUCUCAACGGAUUGUCCGACGCUUAUCCCGCUCCCGCACAGUCUGCGCUUGCCGCUCAGUCAUCAAUGUCUCAAUUACCUCCCCCAAGCCCCUUCAGCGCAGGACCACCCCCGCAGCCUGCGUUCCGUGCACUUCCGCUGCUGCCCGCGGACCUCCCUCGGACGACAAUUGCGGUGUCACACUCGACGAUACGGCCGAACGAUCGUGGCAAGGACGUGCUUUCCUUCGUUAUCGCCGUAGACCCUGGCAAUGGGAAGCAACCGUGGAGGAUCGAGAAGUUGUACAGCGAUGUGCUCACGCUCGAUUCCCGUGUUCGAGCUGCUGCUGGGAAAAGCCUGGGAAAGAAGCUGGUCGGCUUGCCCGAGGGCCGCUUGUGGAAAGAUCACGCUCCCGCAAAGGUCGAUCAGCGCAAAGCUGCACUGGAGCAGUACUUGCGGUCGGUGAUAGCGCUUCCCAUGAAGAACAAGAAUGAGAUCAUCGCAUUCUUGACCUCUGGAAUCGCGAGUGAAGCCCAGAGGCCCGUCGCACGUGCUGGGUACAAGGAGGGCUACCUGACGAAAAGAGGCAAGAACUUUGGUGGCUGGAAAACGCGGUAUUUCGUGCUUCAGGGGCCUUCGCUUGAAUACUACGAUGGCCGCGGCGGGGCGCACCUGGGCUCAAUCGUGAUCACCGGUGCACAAAUAGGACGUCAGCAACGGACGGCCGAUAGGAAGGACGCGGAUGAAGACAACGAAUACCGACAUGCGUUCUUGAUCAUCGAGGCCAAACGUGGUCCUGGCGGCCCUCAUCCUAGGCACGUUCUCUGCGCAGAAAGCGACGAAGAGCGCGACAGCUGGGUCGAAAUCCUCGUGCGCUACGUAACAGGGCGGUAUGAAGACGAUCUACCAGGCGCGGCCGACUCGCGUGUAAGCAUCAGCUCGGAGGCACCUUCCGACUCACAGGGAACGCCUACGCGGCGUGCGCGGAAUAUGGAGAUUGCCAAGGGCGCAGCGGUACCGAUCUCGCAGCUUGCGCCUGACGCAAACAACGCGAAACUCUUCCAGUCUGCACCCGUUCCGGACGAUAGCGCCACCAAAACAACAACUCAGACUGUCACUGUCCCCGAACAGCUCUCGAGUUCACUCCCGAUAUCGUCUCCCCUUGUCGGUGGGGAGGACCCGGACAUGCUUCCCGCAGGGGGACAACGUGCGAACUCAGAGAUGGGCCACUAUUCGGACAUGUCGGACCAGCGCACAGUGUCCAAGGCGAGGCUUCCUUUGGCAAUGGCACCACCGGAGCAGCGGCGUAAGGAGCGGCGGCGGUCGAUGAACCCGCUGAAGACGUCAGCCGCCUCUGAGCGGGCGCCAUCGCCCGAGCGGGAGCCUGCCGUGCAGACCCCACGCGUAGAUGCAAAUGGCAAGGUCAAGAUCUCUGGGCCGAUGAAUGGCACUCCCAUACCAGCAGGCUACAAGUUUGGAGGGAAGGAUGCGCCGUCGCCGGACGCCUCGUCACCCAACGACCGUAGGGAGAAAGCCAAGUCUAGGUCCUUCUGGGGCUUCGGCCGGAUGCAACAUGACAAACCAAACAUGCCUGUACAUGUCCCAAGGGCAGUGUUUGGCGUAAGCCUCGAGGAGUCGCUGGACGUGGCAGAGAUUGCAAGCUUGCCCGCGAUCGUCUUCCGCUGCAUCCAGUAUCUGGAGGCAAAGAAAGCCGACCAGGAGGAAGGAAUCUACCGUCUCAGCGGAAGCUCAGCUGUCAUCAAGGCCCUGAAGGACCGCUUCAACAAUGAGGGUGACGUUGAUCUCUUGGGCUCAGACGAAUUCUGGGACCCGCAUGCUAUUGCGGGGCUACUCAAGACUUUCCUUCGGGAACUUCCUGCAAGCAUCCUCACGCGCGACCUGCACCUGCGAUUCUUGUCUGUCAUCGAUUUUGUCGAUCCCCAGGAGCGUAUCACAGAGCUGUCACAACUUAUCGCAGCGCUGCCGAUCGCGAACUAUAGCCUCCUGCGUGCCCUCACGGCGCACCUCAUCCUCAUCGUGCAGAACGCGCACGUAAACAAGAUGACGAUACGCAACGUGGGUAUAGUAUUCAGCCCGACGCUGGGUAUUCCCGCGGGCGUAUUCAGCCUCAUGCUCGGCGAGUUCAAACGCGUUUUUAAUGUCGACGGCGAACUCGACGAGGAUGCGCCCGUGGCACAAAAUGAAGACCCAGGGCGUGUCGACUUCGGCAGACGUAACAGCAAGCGCUACUCAGACGCCGCGGCAGACCAAAUGCUUGGUUUGUCAGGGCGGACACUCACCGCGGAGGACGCGCAAUCGGACGACGGUGAAGGCGAAGAAUAUUCUGUCCACGACGACAGCAGUACGGAGGGCACCGGCGACCCCGAAAACGAGUCUCUCGCAGAAUCUUCGGUGACACACGACUCGGGAACGUCUGCUCCGCCUCAACAAGACAGUUACCUGCACCCUGGAGAUCGCGGCAGCGCAGCGCCGUCCACGCCGCGCAACAAGGCGGCGGCAGUCGCGGCAAACCGAGGCCUGAACAUUGCGACGAACGACAAGGCGAGCCGAAGACAGAGCCAAGCGACGGGUCUCCCCAUCUCACCGCGUCCGUCGCCCCAUAGCAGUUUGCACACGCCGCCGCGGCUGCCGGCGUCGCCUGGCGUCGUCCCGUCGUCGCCGCAUACACCGAGAUAGACCCUAUCGGCAUUUGUCAUGGUCGUGUGCUCGGCAUUUCUUUUGAAUCAUCAUGGCUGCUCUCGGCGAGCAGCGCUCGCCAUGAGCUGCGGCUUCUAGUUUCACUGUGGCUCCACACUUGCGACGAUGUCUCCCUUCCGGCAUUAUUCACGAUAUACCGAUCGGCGUACUGGCAUAGUACUGGUGUACUUGUCCUGACUCGCUCAUAGAUACCCGUAUCAAUGUACAUGCUAUCUUAUCAUUCUCACGACCUUUCAUGGACCAUUACUUAUCGGUAUCUGCUUCGCAUACGCACUGUAAUAUCCCGACGAGUCAUGGCCUCAUCGACAGAACGGAGGACAGUCCGGAUAGGCAAAAAGCAGGCCUUGCCUAGAACUAGUGUUUGCUUGUGGGUCCACAUAUAUAUUCG
This is a messenger RNA of Phanerochaete carnosa HHB-10118-sp, 5141 nucleotides long. RefSeq lists its product as uncharacterized. Gene Ontology annotation, cellular component: cytoplasm. The coding region runs from base 1280 to 4732 and encodes 1150 amino acids. Gene Ontology annotation, biological process: regulation of GTPase activity; signal transduction. Gene Ontology annotation, molecular function: phosphatidylinositol binding. Lineage: Eukaryota; Fungi; Basidiomycota; Agaricomycetes; Polyporales; Phanerochaetaceae. The transcript has 8 exons. The record is from RefSeq and is a predicted model, not a curated record.